AUGACCUCCUUGGAGCAGCCGUCCAUCCUAAAUCACCCAACGAUCGGACCUAUUCGCGGCAUCCGAAAAGUUGACGGUGCCGCUCAGUUCCUAGGUGUACAGUAUGCGGUUCUUCGGGAUAGAUUCGCCCGCGGAGAGCUCUUGAAAUCCUACCCAUCUGACCAUCCACGCGUCCAAGAAGGCGUGUUUGAUGCAACUUGUCUUGGCCCGGUUCCCAUCAGCCCUACCAAUGGGUGCGAAUGGGAACAGAAGCUAAUCCAACACUCACUACCGGCGUCAGCAUUGACGCAGUCAGACACGGAGUGUUUGACGGUCAACAUUGCUAUACCCGAUAUCAAGACUGACGGCCCGGCAUGGCCCGUCCUGGCGCUGGUACACGGCGGAGCCUUUGCUACUGGAAGCAGCUCCUAUCCACAAUAUGAUUUAGGACACAUUGUUCAAACAAGCGUGCAAAUGGGCCAGCCCAUGAUCGCGGUCGGAAUCAACUACCGACUGGGAGUCGCCGGCUUUCUCCACUCGUCAGCAAUGGCAGAGGCUGGAUACAAGCCCAACAACGGCUUGGAUGACCAAAGGCUUGGCCUCCUAUGGAUCAAGCAUCAUAUUGCCGGUUUUCACGGGGACCCUGAACGCGUAACGUACAUUGGAGAGAGCUCUGGAGCAGCAUCUGGGACUUUCCAUCUGCACGGGACCCAACCGCUGUUCAGCCAGCUGAUUGCCAUGAGCGGCUCAUCCAUCGUCAAGGCCAAACCUAUGGCGAUGGGUGAAAGGUCAUUUGCAACUGCUAUCCAGUUGCUGGGCUGCAACGGUGAUGUAGACGUCCUACUGAAGGCCUCGCCAGAGGACAUCAGGGAGAAGAUCGGGCGCAAGAUGCCUAUGGGGCCACUCAUUGACGGCGAGAAGAUUGCUGCCGCCACAACUUAUGCUGCACUGGCGGACCCAGGCCGGGCAGCGGACCUGUUUCCUGGAAUGCAGUGGUGCAAAAGAAUCUUGGUGGGCGACUGCCAGAUGGAUGGCAGUGCAUAUGCACCCCGUGUCGCAGCUCGAAGCGAUGUGUUGCCUCACACGCUAGCAACCUAUCUCGCAGAGGCUCUGGAUCCCAUCGAUCCCAAGCUUACACCGGCUAUUACUUCAGCGUAUGGGCUGGACCAGAGCGCCACGGCCAACACGACCGAGUCGACCAAGGCUGUCUUGGAUCUGGCGACUGACAUCUGCUUUGCACUUGGUGCUCGGGCUUUUGCGAGGGCAUGGUCCCAGAAGCCUGGCGCAGAAGCUUUCCUUUACCGGUUCAACGUUCCAAACCCAUGGGAUGGCCCUUGGAAAGGCCAUGCCACGCACAUUCUGGACAUCGCGGUUGGGGCAGAUCAAGGUGCAAUGGUGUACUUUGCCGCGGAGAGCGGCGAAGAUGACGAGUCUCGAUACGUCCCGGCUGAAGAUCCGCAGCAGACGGGGAGGAGAGUCAUUCUCCAGGACUUGCUUGAUGAAGCAGGACUCGACAAGGUCAUGACCGCGUGGGAGAUGUUCAUGAGGGGACCGAAAGUAUAA
This is a messenger RNA of Sordaria macrospora k-hell, 1542 nucleotides long. RefSeq lists its product as uncharacterized. The record is from RefSeq and is a predicted model, not a curated record. Gene Ontology annotation, molecular function: serine hydrolase activity. Lineage: Eukaryota; Fungi; Ascomycota; Sordariomycetes; Sordariales; Sordariaceae.